CUCGUCACGACUACUACUGACUACAGUAUACAGUAACGGGAGCAAGAGCGAUAACCAGCUGCUAUUUCUGCAUAGCAAAGAAAUUCACUGGCCGCAUAUAGUUCUUGCAGGAGGUGACAACAUACCCCGCCCUUCGGUUUUGCCAAUCGACAACGUGGGAUUCGGUGGACCCCAGUCCCGAUUAAACAUCAAGAUUGUACAAAGAGGAAAUUCGGAGCCCACUGCAGAUCAUAGGAUCACGUCUCGAAGAUUUAGUGGCGUCUCCAAUAUCCGGGGCCUGCCCGCAUUAGUGACCAUGCCCCGAGCUUUAAAGCCGCCAGUAAAAGCUGCGUGCCUUGCCUGUCGCUCGUCAAAGACUCGUUGCGAUGGUGAAAGGCCAUGUAGAAGUUGUUUAAGCAGAGGCCGAGAAUGCCAUUAUCAACCAAGUCGCCGCGGUGGGCCUCGAAGAGGCAUCCGAUAUGCAGAGCUCCAGCAGCAUCAUCUUUCUGCGGAGGAUCAGGGCGCACACAAUCCAUCGUCACCCUCGGAGAUUGACGAAAGCUUCGAGCCUUUACUUGACAAUAUGCUUGGUCUUGUGACCCCACUUGCUGGCGUUCAUAAUCUUGAUGUCUCUCCUGAUGCCCUUUCUGAUACCAGUGGGGCACGGCAACUCUGGGGUCAGCUCACGCCUUGUGCGGAUGACCAGUUUUUGUCGGCAUCGAUUCCAGAGGCAGAGCCUUCGGCUGUACGAUCAUACCGGUCUGAAGAAGACAUCGCCAACGCAUACUAUAUCUACAUACAUCCAUACCUUCCCUUGCUGCCGCCGUCGAUAAUACCGCAACGGGAAGAUCAGCCUACUCUCAGUCGACCAUCAAGAGAGACCAACGAAGCCAAAAAGACCGACUUGCCUUUCUGGCCACAGUCCUCCUUGAGUCUUGCAUUGUCCGCCCUGCUUGUGCUAAUACCACCUUCUCAAGGUCCAUUCUCGAUGACAGAGGCAAGCAUAGUUCUGAGACGGACAUAUGCGCAGCUCUUUGCCCAAGCUGCAUUGGCAAGCGUUGAAAAGGAGAUUGAUGAGAUAGGGCCUACAGUGCAUUUGAACGCACCUGGGGCUUGUCUGUCUCAAGGACACAGCCCGUUACAUUCACAGGUGCCUCUUCAGCUUGAGCCUAUUCUGGCGCUCGUCGUGCUUGCAAUUUAUGAGUAUUGUCAGCGUGGUAACGUGUCGAGGAUGCGGGGUCGUAUCAAUCAGGCUGUCACCACGGCCAUGGAUAUCUCUCUUCAUCAACUUGGCUCCACAACUGCAGAAGCAUCCGAGGCACAGCGACGUGCAUGGUGGAUAACCAUGUUUGUGGCUUACCUUUCCUCAAAUCUCCAUCUGGCGCCACCAGUUGUUACAGCAGACGAUCCUCGUAUAACGACAGCUUAUCCCAGUCUCGGGGUACACUUGGAGCCCUGGGCUCUUUUGAUCAAAGCCCAGCAAACGCUCUACGCAUCUAACCAAAUGGUUCAACGAAUCGAGCGCAUUACCAAUGACACGCCUCCCCCCAGCCUCGGGGCGCAGAUCAAAAGUUUGGAUGCCGUGAUUACCACUUUAAUGACAAAAUCCGAUCAAUACCUUCGAUAUACUUUUGAUGAGGACGGGGAAGGUCUCAUAGCCGAGAACAUGUGGAGGAUCAGCAGAAUUGUGAUCUACACUGCUCGCGCCCGCUUGCAUCGGUUCCGUGCCUUCAUGGACUUUCCAUUAUUUUUGGACAGAUACUGUCACCUCGCCUCGAUCAACACCAACUACCCCAGCUCAACACCCGUGCCCUCUCCAACCUGGGUAACGGAUCGAAAUUCCUUUUUUCCUUUCACCGAACAAGAAUCCUCCAACGUCUGUCUUAAGACCGCUCUUGUCGUCGCGACAGCUUUCCGAAACUUACCAUACCCGAAUCCCUACGGUACUCAACAUCGUGAACGGUCCCCAAUGACUUCAAGAUCCAUGAUUUCAUCCGUGGGACUUAUCCGAAAAUCCCCUCAUACCAUCCCUUACUUUGCAUGUUGUGCCAUGCAGAGUUGUUAUUCUCUAUUGAUGAUUCUUCACAAGAUUCGCGCGUGUUUGGCUACGGAUCGUCUGGCGAGCUGUUACCAUUUACUGAAUAAACCCGAAACGGCAACGGAGAUUUCCGAUGCCGAAAGGCUGAUUGAAGAACUGCGGCAUGGAGUGGAGUUUUUGGGGAUGUCUUUGAAAUCGGAUAUUAUGUUCGAGGGGGUCGGGGGUAUGGGCCGCGAGAUUGAACAUGCCUAUUUAGCAGCCUUUCCAGAAUGCUCCGAGUUCUGA
This is a messenger RNA of Penicillium brasilianum, 2302 nucleotides long. Lineage: Eukaryota; Fungi; Ascomycota; Eurotiomycetes; Eurotiales; Aspergillaceae. The record is from the annotation of a GenBank genome assembly.